Molecule: messenger RNA, 1327 nt
Organism: Capsicum annuum
Lineage: Eukaryota; Viridiplantae; Streptophyta; Magnoliopsida; Solanales; Solanaceae
Product: nudix hydrolase 25
Exons: 6
Coding region: 587-1108 (173 amino acids)
Biological process (GO): ribose phosphate metabolic process; nucleoside phosphate metabolic process
Cellular component (GO): chloroplast
Molecular function (GO): bis(5'-adenosyl)-pentaphosphatase activity; guanosine-3',5'-bis(diphosphate) 3'-diphosphatase activity
Source: RefSeq, a predicted model, not a curated record
GAAAUAACAACAACAAACAAAACAGACUAUUUUUGAGAUUUUUCAUAUUUAUUUUAUAUCACAUUAUUUCUUUACUACAUUCAAAAUGAUUGACACUUUUGUAUAGUAGAAAACUUUAACUUUCACUAAUAUUUUUGUUUUGUUCUCAACCCCUUUUCUUUUUUCAUUUCUAUCUGAACAACACUAUUGCUACUAUACUAAUGAAAUGCCAAAAUCAAUUUAUUUUUCUUAUCGAUGUUUAAUAUUUAUAUUAGAUGAACUAAUUAUAUGGUAUAAUGAAUGAGAUUGUUAUGUUUUUAACUAAAAAUAUGCUGAUGUAGAGUUUGGAUAUAAAAAUUUUGAUGAAAAGAAAGCUAAAUUAGUCGAAUUUUCAUGAAAAAAAAGAAAAAAAGAAAGGAAGUCCGUCAUGAUCACCUCAUUCCUUCCACUAAAUGCAUAAACACUUUAUUAAAAAUAGGAGUUGUACAGAUUUUGACUUUUUAUCAUAACAACAUUGCAGCUCUUUCUGAUAGUGAUCUUCUUUUUCUUUUUUCUCUCUCUCUCAAACUUCUCAGUUCUGACUUUGUUGAAGAAACAUUACACAAGAAUGGAGAAUCUUCCUUGUGGUUAUCGUCCCAACGUAGGAAUUUGUCUCAUCAAUUAUGAUAAUUUGGUCUUUGUGGCUUCCAGAUUGAAUGUACCCGGAGCAUGGCAAAUGCCACAGGGGGGCAUUGAAGACGGAGAAGACCCUAAAUCUGCUGCCAUCAGGGAAUUGCGGGAGGAAACUGGAAUAACAUCAGCUGAAAUAAUUGCAGAGGUUCCACAAUGGUUGACCUAUGACUUCCCACCAGCCGUAAAGGCCAAAGUAAACCGUCUUUGGGGAGGAGAAUGGCAUGGACAGGCACAGAAAUGGUUUCUUAUGAGAUUUAACAACGGGGAAAGUGAAAUCAACUUAGCAACAGGUGAAGCAGAAGCAGAGUUCUCAGAGUGGAAGUGGGCAAGACCAGAAGAAGUAAUUGAGCAGGCUGUAGACUACAAGAGGCCAACAUAUGAGGAAGUUGUUAGGAGUUUCCAGUCUUACCUCAAUGAUGGUAGCAAAGCUGCUAAAUGUCAAUCAACGAAAUGGUGAAUCUUGUGCUUGUUGUUUGCAUAUAAACCGACCUCAUUCCUUACACAAGUUACUUGUUAUUGGGAUUCAGAACUUCUUUAGGCUCCUUGUACAUGAACUUGUCUGCUAAGAUAUGCAAAUAUAGGUUGGUCAUUUGAUUGUAAUAAGAAGCUUCCAAAAUGUUAAUUGAUUUUCUAAAAAAGUAGAUAUCUAGUAGCCAAACUACAAUUCUUACAGCUA